Messenger RNA from Monoraphidium neglectum, 1386 nucleotides. RefSeq names its product putative Sensitive to high expression protein 9 like protein. The transcript has 9 exons. The coding region runs from base 1 to 1386 and encodes 461 amino acids. The record is from RefSeq and is a predicted model, not a curated record. NCBI's taxonomy places the organism in Eukaryota, Viridiplantae, Chlorophyta, Chlorophyceae, Sphaeropleales, Selenastraceae.
AUGAAGCCCGCCCACAUCGCACUCCUUGCCCUGCUGGCGCUCCUGGGUGCCGCGCAUGCGGCCAGCUACGCCACUGUGGCUGACGCCGUCAAGGCGCUGCCCGAGCUGUCUACUCUGAACACCAACCUGCAAGGCACCAACCUGACCAAGUCGUUUGGGGACCCCGCGUUUGUCGGCACCGUCUUCCUGCCCACCAAUGACGCACUGACCUCCCUAUCUGACAAGGUUGGUGGUGACUUCAGCGCCCUGAUAGCCGACAACCCCGACCAGGCCUAUGAGAUAUUCAGCUACCAUGUCGUGCCCGGCCAGGCCCUCCUCAGCUCAGCCCUCAAGGAUGGCACGACCCUGAAGACCCAGAGUGGCGAGACGCUCGCGGUCACUAUUGCCAACGGCGUCGUGAGCGUCAAUGGCCAGGCGGUGUCCAAGGCCAACGUUGUGGCGGGCAAGGCCAUCAUCCACGAGAUCAACGGCGCCCUGCUGCCCCCGGACCUGGCGCAGCUGCUGGAUGCCUCUACCACCGACACCGCCGACCCCUUUGCCGACUUGACCGCCACCAAUGGUGACGCCGCUGCGGGUGCCCACAGCGAGGCCACCACCGGCACUGACGUCGCGGCGAUGACCACCACUGCUACCACUACCAAGUCGGCUGGCGCCUCCGCUACAGCUGGCUCGCCCAGCACCGCGGGCGCCACGGGCGCCACCAUUUCCGCCACCACCACCACCCCCACUACCUCCACCAAGAGCAGCGCAGCGGGCUCAGAGAGCGGCAGCGCUGGCGGCGUUGGCGAGGCUGGUGGCGGGCGCGGUGCGCAGGAGACCCUGGUGCGCCUGGCCAACGCAUUCAACGUGUUGACGGGUUAUGACACCAUAGAGCGCAUCAAGCUGCAAGUGGAGGCCACUGAUGCGCGGCUGGCGGCGCUCAGGCGGCAGCUGCAAGCGGCAAAGCACUCUUACGAAGAGCGGCUGGGGCACCAGCGCGCGCUGUCCAAGGAGAUGGCCCACCUGCUGCAGCGCAAGAGCUCCUGGGGCCCCUCAGACGUGGCUCGUUUCACCGACGUGUACGCCUCAGAGCACGCCAACGAGGCGGCUGUUGCCGAAGCAAAGGCAAGGUACGAGGAGGCGGGUGAGGCUGUGGAGCUGGCCCAGGCCGACCUGAUGCACAGGAUACGCGAGAGAUACACUCAGGAGCAGCUGUGGGGUGACAAGAUCCGCCGCGCCGCCACCUGGUGGACCUGGUCACUCAUGGGGCUGCAGGCUGCCGCAUUGGCAGUGGCGGGCGCGGCGGUGGGCGGGGCGCUGGCGCUGCUGGCGACCCUGCUGCUGGGCGCGGGCCGUGGGAGUGGCGGCGCCAGCAGCACGGGCAGCUCCCUGGGUGGGGGCAGCUGA